This is a messenger RNA of Euleptes europaea (tarantolino), 861 nucleotides long. Its product is annotated as beta-2-glycoprotein 1-like. The transcript has 6 exons. Bases 1 to 861 code for a protein of 286 amino acids. The record is from RefSeq and is a predicted model, not a curated record. Lineage: Eukaryota; Metazoa; Chordata; Lepidosauria; Squamata; Sphaerodactylidae.
AUGAGGGCAUUAGGCUUCUUCCUCUUCGUGGCCACGAUACCCAGGGGCCUUGAGUACCAUCAUCGUUUCCUCAUUACUGUGUUCAUCCAAGGUUCCCGCUGCCCAUGGCCCGUGACCAUUGACAACGCCGAGACGCGUCUGGCCCAGGAAUCCAAUGCUUUUGGGGGCUUCAUGGAGGUGACGUGCAAGCCUGGUUUUAGCAUGGCAGAUGGACAGGAAGUGGCCAUGAGCCGCUGUCAAGGAGACAAGAAGUGGAGUUUCACCGCACCCUGUGAAGAUAUUACUACUUCCCCGUCCCUUUGCGAACCUCCGCCGGAAAUUGAAAAUGGGUUCUAUGGAGACGGCCCCUACAAGACAGGGAGGGAAGUACAUUAUUGGUGUGACUAUGGAUAUCGUCUGGAGGGGGCCAGUACCCUCUUAUGCCAGGAGAACCAGGAAUGGUCUCACAAGGCCCCAAUCUGUCAACCCGUUAACUGCUCGCGCCCUGCCAAUAUUGCUGAAGGAACAGUGGUUACCGUGGACCAGUCUGAGCACCCGGUGGGCACCGUGAUCUAUUAUUUGUGCAAGAGGGAAUUCUACUUAGAUGGCUCCAACAGAGGGGUCUGCUUGGAGAAUGGAAGCUGGUCUCAGCCACCAGCCUGCAGAGCCCGAUGUCCCAUCCUUGCCCGGAGGAGCCAAGUGGUGUACAAAGGCAACAAGCUCUGGAUCCAUGAGAUCCCAGGGCAACAAGUCCAUCACGGAGAAUCUGUCACGUUUUUCUGCCGUAGCCAGAACAAGACCUGCAGCUUUCAAGCCGAAAGCCGAUGUUUUGAUGGCGUGUUGAAGCUGCCUUCCUGCUACGAUGUUUCAAAUUCAAGGUAA